AUGUAUUGCGAUUUCGCUCGCGAUGCCGCAUAUCAGCGAUACCCACAUAUUGCAGAUGGCAAACUCGAGGCUUCGGCCGAAGAAUUCAGACUUUGGGGAAGCACAGAGGACGACGGAGAGGACGUCCGUCAGAUAGCUUGGCUAGGAGCUCGUGAGAGCUUGCGUCUCGACGGCAAGCGCAACGUCGCUCCCAUCAGGAUGGGUUUCAAUCUUCAUGCCAGCGGGACCUCCGAUCCCAAGGAGGUCCGCAACUGGAAGAUCCACAUGAUCGCAAUCAUCGCCUCAAUGUCUGCUAUUGCCAUGGGCUAUGAUACAUCUGUCAUCGGAGGAACUUUGGCCCUGGACUCUUUCCGUCGUGACUUCAAUACCGAUCAGAUAUCUAGCAGGGCACGCGAUACUUUGCAAGGCAAUAUCGUCUCCACGUUCCAGGCUGGCUGCUUUUUUGGAUCUCUUCUGACAUUCCCCUUGGCGGAGAAAAUCGGUCGCAAGAAGGCCAUCAUGAUCGCAUCUAUCGUGUUCUUGAUUGGUGGUACUCUUAUGACUGCCGCGAAUGGACAUCUCGCAAUGCUCAUUGCUGGAAGAGCCAUCGCCGGUCUCGGAAUUGGUAGUGUGAGCCUCGUUGUUCCGGUUUACAUUUCCGAAACUUCGCCGCCAUCAAUCCGUGGCAGAUUGGUAGGCAUCUUCGAAAUCGCCAGUCAAGGUGGCGGUAUGUGUGGGUUUUGGAUCAAUUAUGCCGUGGACAGAACAAUCUCAGACUACGUGAAAACGCAGUGGAUCGUUCCUCUUGGACUGCAACUUCUUCCCGGAGUUAUGCUUUUCGUCGGUAUGCUGUUCUGUCCGGAAUCUCCACGGUGGCUCGCGAAGCAAGAUAACUGGGAGGCUGCGGAAAAGGUCCUUUCUGAUCUCCGUACCCUACCUGUCGAUCAUCCAUAUGUUCGCAAUGAAAUUGCAGACAUUCGACUACAAAUGGAAGAACGAAGUAUCCACCACUUGGGGAAGAAGGAGUCUUUCCAAAAGCUCUUCGCGAAGGGCACGCGCAACCGGAUCGGUAUCGGUCUACUCUUGAUGGCUUGCCAAAACUUAACAGGUGUCAAUAUCAUAACCUACUAUUCUCCGCGCAUUUUCGAAACUCUGGGCAUCAAAGGCACAUCUACGAAACUUUUCGCUACAGGCUUUUAUGGCAUCGCAAAGACUCUUGGCAUGAUUGUGUUUUCGUUCUUCCUCGUCGAAAAGGUUGGCCGACGCAAGGGUCUCAUCUAUGGUGCUUUCAUUGGUUCUCUACCCAUGUGGUAUAUCGGUGGCUACGUCUUCAAAGCUGACCCAGCAACUGCAGCUGCUGGCGGCGUCGUCACCCAGACUGGAUGGGGCUACCUAGCCAUGGUCUGCGUUUACCUCUAUGGCUUCAUCUACUGCGCUACGUGGCAGGGGAUCACCUGGGUAUAUUGCAGUGAGAUCUUCCCAUUGGAUAUCCGUAUGCUUUGUGUUGCGAUCACCACUGCCGAUCAAUGGCUGUGGUCUUUUGUCAUCUCAAGGACUACUCCAUACAUGAUUACAUCACUGGGAUAUGGCACCUACAUGUUUUUCGGGUCUUUGAUGGUGCUUAUGGGUUUCUGGGCAUUCUUUUUCGUCCCCGAGACCAAGGGUCUUUCUCUCGAAGAUAUGGAUCAGCUUUUCAUGACUUCGCUGCACCGUGCUACAUGGAAUCAGCUUCGAGGAAGAGGGCGCAAAAACAGAGAUUCUGGCGCAUCUCUGGAUUCAGCUGUCAACGAGAAGGAUCUUGGUCUUGUUCACAUCGAACUGGGGGAUAAGAAUCAACGAGGAAAGGUUUCUCAAAAGUAA
Exophiala bonariae is the source of this 1839-nucleotide messenger RNA. RefSeq lists its product as uncharacterized. Gene Ontology annotation, biological process: carbohydrate transport; transmembrane transport. The coding region runs from base 1 to 1839 and encodes 612 amino acids. Gene Ontology annotation, cellular component: membrane. Gene Ontology annotation, molecular function: carbohydrate:proton symporter activity. The transcript is spliced from 5 exons. NCBI's taxonomy places the organism in Eukaryota, Fungi, Ascomycota, Eurotiomycetes, Chaetothyriales, Herpotrichiellaceae. The record is from RefSeq and is a predicted model, not a curated record.